AUGCCAAGCCUCUCCUGUGUCCUGCCAGGUCGCAACGAGCCCCUGAAGAAGGAGCGGCUCAAGUGGAAAAGCGAUUACCCCAUGACCGACGGGCAGCUGCGGAGCAAGCGGGAUGAGUUCUGGGACACGGCGCCCGCCUUUGAGGGUCGCAAGGAGAUCUGGGACGCCCUCAAGGCUGCCGCCUAUGCUGCCGAGGCCAACGACCACGAGCUGGCCCAGGCCAUCCUGGAUGGGGCCAGCAUCACCCUGCCUCAUGACUGGAACCUGCCCUGCGUCAUCUCGUGUAAACCCGCGGCUGCCUUCUGGGGCCGUGUGAAGCCGAAGCCCAUCUACUGCCUGUCGCCGCCCGUGAACCUGCUGCUGGAGCGCACAGAGGAAGAGAGCCCGGAGCCGCCCGAGCCCACCCCCGGCGUGCGCCGCGAGUUCCCGCUGAAGGUGCGCCUGUCCACCGGCAAGGACGUGAGACUCAGCGCCAGCCUGCCUGACACCGUGGGCCAGCUCAAGAGGCAGCUGCACGCCCAGGAGGGCAUCGAGCCGUCCUGGCAGCGAUGGUUCUUCUCCGGGAAGCUGCUCACAGACCGCACGCGGCUCCAGGAGACCAAGAUCCAGAAAGACUUUGUCAUCCAGGUCAUCGUCAACCAGCCCCCGCCGCCCCAGGACUGACGGGCCCGUGGACCCCGGGGAGGGGAGGCUGAGCGGCCCUGCGGAGCACUAGACCCUCUGCCCUGCUGCUGCCUUCCAGUGCUGUCAUUCUCUUCGGGGCGCCUCCCUGUCGGGUGGCUGCCGGGCCGGCCCUGGCGGGACGCUGCCUCCCAGGACAUGUGGGCCAGCAGGGCCCGGCACCCAGGGAGCAGGCUGCCACACACAGGCCUCGCGCUGGUCAGAGAAAGGCGAGCCGGGGCCUUCCACCCUGCCUCCCUCCUGCAGCAGGUUCGAGCCGCAAGGGCCAGCCAGGAGGCCCCUGGAGCCCAGAUCUGUCAUCGGGUGCUGCCGGCUGUGCUCACUCCGGUUUUCCGCUCAGGGUCUGAAGCAGCUGCUGUCUCUCUCCUCUGCCCCCAUCCCUGGCUCUGCCCUGGGCACGGGGCCAGCCCCCUGGAGGGGAGGGAACCAUCGGUGAGCCCCAGGGCUCGGGGAGCCUGAGGCGGGCCUCUGCCUCUCCCUGCCCCAGCACAACUGGUAGAGACAGGCAGGUGGUGGACAGCUGGGCUGCUGCGGCAGGGCUCUGCACAGGGCCAUCUCCUGGCUGCGUCCCAGGCAGCGGGGGGUCUGUGGCCUGGCCGCGGCCCCCACGCAGGCUGCUGUGUACAGACAUAGCUGCGUAUUUAUCAAUAAAGCCUUUUGCUCCUUCU
This is a messenger RNA of Carlito syrichta (Philippine tarsier), 1349 nucleotides long. It is a transcript of the gene UBTD1, whose product is annotated as ubiquitin domain containing 1. The record is from RefSeq and is a predicted model, not a curated record. The coding region runs from base 1 to 663 and encodes 220 amino acids. The transcript is spliced from 3 exons. Gene Ontology annotation, molecular function: protein binding. Lineage: Eukaryota; Metazoa; Chordata; Mammalia; Primates; Tarsiidae.